Molecule: messenger RNA, 1443 nt
Organism: Symbiodinium necroappetens
Lineage: Eukaryota; Dinophyceae; Suessiales; Symbiodiniaceae
Source: the annotation of a GenBank genome assembly
AUGGAGGUCAGCAAGAAGAGUGCCGCGGCCCGAUCCAAGGAACUGCACUAUCACAAGGUUCCCGAUGACGUGAGAGAAGGAGUCGACGGAGCACGACUCAAGGAAUGGGGCAAUUGGCAAGGGUUUGAUGCAGUGGAGAUCAUCAAGCCGGAGGAUGUCGACCAGUUUCUUCGAGACAAUGAUGGCAUCGAAGUCACGCCCACUAGGAUAGUCGUGCGAGGAGAUUUAGAAAGUGGCGCAGAAGGGGCUCGCACAGACAGCCCCACAGCAUCGUCGAUGAUGUUCAACCUGCUCCUGAGCAUCACGGCCAACAAGAAGUGGGGCCUCCGAGCGGUACCUGGGGAGCAUGCAUCAUACAUCCUCCAAGAUGCCCAAGCUGGAAUUCAAGGUCUCGUUAUUGCUCAUGUAGAUGACCUACUCUGGAGUGGGACAUCGGCCAUGGAUGCUGUUAUGGACGAGAUCAUCAAGGAAUUCAAGUUUGGGGCGUUGGAGUUUGGUACUGUGGCAGAACAGUGGAGCAAGGCGAACUUGGAAUCGCAGAGAAAGCAGCGGGACCACGACGUGACAGAACAAGAGAGGAACCAGCUGAGGAGUGUGGUUGGAAGCCUGAACUGGUUGGUGCGAGUUUGCAGAUUGGACAUUGCCUAUGAAGUUCAUCGAUUGCAAGCAGUGAUGCAGAAGGCGUUGGUGGAGGACCUCAUCAAUUGCAACCAGAUCCUGAACUAUGUGAAGAAGACACCUGACAAGGGCAUGUUCUUCAAGUAUGAGGCCUUCGAUGUCAAUGACAUGACUAUCUACAGCAUCACGGACGCCAGCCACGGCGCCGACUACGACAUCGGCAAGAAUGGGGAGCCUCUUGGGAACCGCUCCCAGUCAGGGAGGAUUCUUAUGGUGGGACCAAGCACCUUGGAGACUACCGGCGAGGGGACAGUACAUGUCCUGGAGUAUCACAGCUCGGUCAUCAGACGAGUGUGUCGAUCGACACUCCAAGCAGAAACGCUGAGCAUGGUGCUUGGAUACGAAAAUGCAGAGCAUUUACGUGCGGUACUGUAUGGAUUGGAACAUGGUGGAGACAAGCCAGAUCUUGUACGAGCUAUGGAUGCCAGAAAAGUGGUUCUCUUCACAGAUUGCAAGAGUCUGGAACAGCACCUUCGCCAACCAGGCCUACAUACCGUGGGGGAUAAACGUCUCGCUAUAGACCUGAGUGCCUUGAGACAGCUGAUUUGGCGACUACCUGGAGAAGAUGUGGGAGACCCAAUGCUUGCAGAUGCUCCACCGCAAACAGCAACGACAACAACAAGGUGGAUCGACACUGCGACGAUGAUCGCAGACGGGCUCACGAAGCGGAUGAAGAGUGCACAGAUUGAUGACUUGAUGAAGAGCGGAAAAGCCGCACUCAGCUUCGUGAAACUUCAUAUUACCAGUUCGGUGCCAGAAAAAUAA